Molecule: messenger RNA, 777 nt
Organism: Trichosporon asahii var. asahii CBS 2479
Lineage: Eukaryota; Fungi; Basidiomycota; Tremellomycetes; Trichosporonales; Trichosporonaceae
Product: 40s ribosomal protein s3ae-a (s1-a)
Exons: 3
Coding region: 1-777 (258 amino acids)
Biological process (GO): translation
Cellular component (GO): cytosol; ribosome
Molecular function (GO): structural constituent of ribosome
Source: RefSeq, a predicted model, not a curated record
AUGGCGGUUGGAAAGAACAAGCGUCUCUCUAAGGGAAAGAAGGGUAUCAAGAAAAAGGUCGUCGACCCCUUCACCCGCAAGGACUGGUACGACAUCAAGGCCCCCUCCUACUUUGAGAACCGCAAUGUUGGCAAGACCCUCGUCAACCGCUCCCAGGGUCUGAAGAACGCCAACGACUCGCUCAAGGGCCGUGUUCUUGAGGUUUCGCUCGCCGACCUCAACAACGACCAGGAGCAGUCUUUCCGCAAGAUCCAGCUGAAGGUUGAGGACGUCUCGGGCAAGAACUGCCUGACCUCUUUCUACGGCAUGGACUUCACCACCGACAAGCUCCGCUCGCUCGUCCGCAAGUGGCAGACGCUCGUUGAGGCCCACGUCGACGUCAAGACCACUGACGGCUACAUCCUCCGCCUCUUCGCCAUUGGCUUCACGCAGCGCAACCGCAACCAGGUCAAGAAGACGACCUACGCCCAGUCGUCGCAGGUCCGUGCCAUCCACGCCAAGAUGACCGAGAUCAUGCGCCGCGAGGGUGAGGCUUCGGACCUCAAGGAGCUUGUCCAGAAGUUCGUCCCCGAGUCGAUUGGCCGCGAGAUCGAGAAGGCCUGCAAGGGCAUCUACCCCCUCCACAACGUCUACGUCCGCAAGGUCAAGAUCGUCAAGGCCCCCAAGCUUGACAUGUCCAAGCUCCUUGAGAUGCACGGUGAGGCCGCCGCCCAGCCCGGCUCCAAGGUCUCCAAGGGCGGUGACUUUGUUGAGCCCGCCCCCCUCGCUUCCGUCUAA